GCGCGCUCUGGGGGGCUCGGAGGGGCGCGGCCGCGGGCAGACCCUCGGGCCGGGCGAGGACCUGACGCCUCCCUUCCCCGCCCCCUUUUGUGUUUCCCCCCAGACCGGCCGGCCGCUGGGGGAGCCGCGGCCGCCCCCGCGUCGGGGGUCGUUGCCUCCCAUCCUCCGGGCCGCGGGAAGGAAGAGGCGGCGGCGGCUGCAGCCGGGGCGGGCGGCGUGAGGUGAGCGCCGGCCGGCCCCGCUGGGAAUAUGGCGACCGGUGGCUACCGGGCUGGCAGCGGCGGCAGCGGCAGCACCACCGACUUCCUGGAGGAGUGGAAGGCGAAGCGCGAGAAGAUGCGCGCCAAGCAGCCCCCCGCCGCCGCCGCCGCCGCCGCCUCGGGGUCCCCGCCGGCCCGGGGCGACCAGGAGGAGCGGGACGGCUCCCCGGAGAAGGGCAAGAGCUCGGGCCCCAGCGCCAGGAAAGGCAAGGGCCAGAUCGAGAAGAGGAAGCUGCGGGAGAAGCGGCGCUCCACCGGCGUGGUCAACAUCCCCGCCGCGGAGUGCUUAGAUGAAUAUGAAGAUGAUGAAGCAGGGCAGAAAGAGCGGAAACGAGAAGAUGCAAUUACACAACAGAACACGAUGCAGAAUGAAGCCGUAAGCUUAUUAGAACCAGGCAGUUCAUAUUUGCUACAAGAGCCAUCUAGAACAGUUUCAGGAAGAUACAAAAGCACAACCACUGCCUCUGAAGAAGAUGUUUCAAGUAGAUAUCCCCGAACAGAUAGAAGUGGGUUCAGCAGAUAUAACAGGGAUGCAAAUGCUUCAGGUAAUUUGGUCUCAAGUAGCACAUUGGAAAAGAAAAUUGAAGAUCUUGAAAAGGAAGUAGUAAGAGAAAGGCAAGAAAACCUAAGACUUGUGAGACUAAUGCAAGAUAAAGAGGAAAUGAUUGGAAAACUCAAAGAAGAAAUUGAUUUGUUAAAUAGAGAUCUAGAUGACAUAGAAGAUGAAAAUGAACAACUAAAGCAGGAGAAUAAAACUCUUUUGAAAGUUGUUGGGCAACUAACAAGGUAGAAGCUUCAAGGCUCAGUGUGGAAAAAAAUUUUAAAACUACUGAUUGAAUGUUAUGGUUAAUGCUAGGACAAUAUUCCUAUGCUGCAAUACAUUAAACUAACUAAAUAUUGUAUAUUUAUUUCUUGAAAACAGUGGAUGUUUAUUUGCAAAAUAUUUCUUUUUCAUUAUUAGUUUCAAAAUGUCAACCUUUUAUUUCACGAAUAAGUAACAUCUUUCAGUUAUUAAAAUGAUAGGUUAUGCCUCUUUUGGUUUUGUGUGGUAUUCAAAUAAUAUGUGGUUUAAAGUCACAACCAUUUGAAUAUAUUUUAUCUGUGGUAGUGCAUUUUUCUCCCUAAAGUAAUAUACAUAGUCUUUGUUUACAUGAAUUUAAAUACUUUUGGGGAGUUACCUGCAAAUGCCUUAUUACUGAUGUGUGCAACCUUUUAUGUGUUGGUGAUUUAGUCAUAAAGGUCUUUGUCUGCUGUCAUUUGUUCUUGCAAUUUAUUCUGAGCAAUUUAGAAUAAUAUAGAGGCACACUAUUUUAUAUAAGUCAUCUUUAAAAAGGAAAACUAUUAUAAAAAGUCACUUAAUAUCAUGUACUAGUUGGCUAAAUAUAGAAUUUAAAAGAAUACUUGAAUUGUGCUAUAGUAAAUUAAAAUGUACUAUUUUGUAUUUGAAUAUUGAAAAAAAUUUUAAAUCAUUUUAACUUCUGAAAAAUAUACAAUUGUAAUUUUAAUGUAGAAUUUCUUUUGUGGGUACUACCUUUUUUAUUAUUCCAAGGUUUAUAAGUGAACACGGGAUAUUUAAAAGUUGUUUUAUUCAUCAAGCCUGGAGAAUGUGUACAAUUUCAGUGUAUAAGAAAAAAAUCCAUUUUUUAAUUAUAUGCAUUAAAAUCAAAACCAAAAUAUUUAUACAUACUUAAAACAUUUAUACUUAACAUUAACAAAACAGUACAUAAACAAAAAUAGUACUAAAUACCUAAUUUCUAACUUUGAGAAUAACACUGUGACACAGUUGUUCUCACGUGAGAGAAUUAUUCCCCUACCUCAAAUUUAAGGGAUUUUUUCCCUAACAUUGGAUUUUUGAAGACAGAGUUAUUUUGAAGACUUAUACAAAUUUUCUCUUCUAUUAAAUAUCGUUAGUGUUUAGAAUUGUUUUAUAUUACAUUUUCAUAUUGAGUAAGGAAACCCCCUCCUUUAAAAUACAUUAACAUUAAGAAAUGUCUGCGUGAGAGUUGAGUCUCAGACAGUAUAUACUGAUACCCUUUUAUCCGAUUAAUGUACAUAAGUGACUUGAACACAGUAAAAUCCAUUUUGGGUACCCUGCUGACUCUUUUUUCCUUCACUUGCCAAGCCCCUUCAUUAUUCACUAAUAGAAAAAUAGGGAAGGAGAGACAGUUGGAAAAACUGUAGAGUAAAUGAUAAAUAUCAGAGGUUGAAUUCUAAAACUUUGUGCAGUUGCCUAGAUUGGCUCCCCACCUUCCCACUUCAGAAGUUUCAAUCUUGGCUGAUCAGAAUCACUUGAGUUGCUUAAAAAGAAUUCCCUGGCUGUAGCUUCUAGAUAAGUUUAGGUUGAGACCCUAGAC
This is a messenger RNA of Ceratotherium simum simum (southern white rhinoceros), 2614 nucleotides long. The record is from RefSeq and is a predicted model, not a curated record. Lineage: Eukaryota; Metazoa; Chordata; Mammalia; Perissodactyla; Rhinocerotidae.